This is a messenger RNA of Octodon degus (degu), 3636 nucleotides long. RefSeq names its product sushi domain containing 5 (gene Susd5). The annotation marks the transcript as partial. The record is from RefSeq and is a predicted model, not a curated record. Lineage: Eukaryota; Metazoa; Chordata; Mammalia; Rodentia; Octodontidae. Gene Ontology annotation, molecular function: hyaluronic acid binding. Gene Ontology annotation, biological process: Notch signaling pathway; cell adhesion. The transcript is spliced from 5 exons.
UGCGCCCCGGCGCGCCGCCGUCUGUGCGCGCUCUGGGCGGCCGCGCUGCUCCUGCUCGGACUGCAGCGCCUGUCGGUGCGAGCGGAUGGGAAGCUCUUUGUGCUGGAGUCUCAAAACGGCUCUCAAGGCCUGGACCUGGAGGCAGCUCGGCUCUCCUGUAAGAGCAGGGGCGCCCACCUGGUGUCUGCGGACGAGCUGCACAGGGUGGUCCAGGACUGUGCCUUAGCAGUGUGCACCACAGGCUGGCUGGCAGAUGGCACCCUCGGGACAACUGUGUGUAGCAAAGGGAGUGAUGAACAGCAGAUCACGAGAGCUGUUGGUGUGCGAAUUGAGAGCAGCCCCGCUCCUGGAGGCAUGUACAGUGCUCUGUGUAUUAAGGACGAAGAGAAGCCAUGCGGAGACCCGCCUGCGUUCCCACACACCAUCCUGCAGGGCCGUACUGGCCUGGAUAUGGGGGACGAGCUGCUGUAUGUGUGUGCCCUGGGGUCUGUCGCGGGCCACCGAGAAACAGCCUUCACCUUGCUGUGUAACAGCUGUGGCGAGUGGUAUGGCCUGGUGCAGGCCUGCGGGAAAGAUGAGGCGGAGGCCCAUAUUGACUAUGAGGAUAAUUUCCCUGAUGACAGGUCUGUGUCAUUCAGAGAGCUCAUGGAAGAUUCCCAUUCAGAAGCAGAAGAGGACAAAGAUCAGAGAGAAGCCUCUGAAGAGGCACCGAAACAAGAUCGUCUGGUCUCCAUUUCAGCGAGGAAAGAAAAUAUUGCCCGGCAGAAAGCUUUUGUUCUAAACACAGGCUUGCCUGGCUCAAGGAGUAGUGUCCCCACAGACUUGCCUAAAUCUCAGCUAAACCAAAAGUACUCAUUCUGGUUUCCUGCUGAGACUUUCCACAAGCCUGGCUUAGAAAAGGAUGUCUACGAUGAUACCAAAAAGCGGUUUCCUGCUGGAGACAACCACAGUACAGUGAAACUGGUCCCGGGUGAACCUGACACCAGGGUGACCUACGGAAGCACUGAUGGUCCCUUGGGCUCCUCUGUGGACAGGAAUGACAGCAAAGCAGGGGACCCAGGAGUGAGUAGCAGUGAUGAAUCCUGGUUAGAUGGCUACCCUGUGACAGACGGGGCUUGGAGGAAGGGAGAAGCGGGAGAGGAGGAUGAGGACAGGGGGCCUGGAUUGGUUGGACUGGAUGAAAGUGUUCUGGCAACUCCAGACCAGCCAGCUGUCGUGGAAGUUGAAAUGCCCAGAAGUACCACCCUCUCACCAAGCAGCAAUAUGGCCCCCAGUUCAGCUCUUCCCUCUGAAAUGCUAGAUGUGGAGGCUUUUGCUUUUGGACCCAUGAAUGUGUCUAAGACCAAAGGUCCCCAGGACAAGGACGAUGCCUUGACCAAGUACCAGUCAACUGUACCCUGGAGAUUCACAACAGAGAAGUCUCCCAUGACCUCUCUACCCUAUGAAUUCAUCAGCUCUACCUUGGAGACCAAAACAACUACUGUCCAGCAGGUGCCUGGCAACAUCCUGUCCACCAGCAUGGCACCCACCAAGCUUCCAGUGGAAACCACUGCUCCUGAGGUCAAGGACAGCUUCCCAUACCUGCUGUCUGAGGACUUCUUGGGACAGGAGGACCCUGGGCCAGUUGCGAGUGAGGAGCCCCUUUCAACCUUGGAGCCGUGUGUGGGGGAUGAGUGUCCCAGCCUCAGCAGAGGCCCUGUGAUCGCCACCAUUGUCACCGUCCUAUGCCUGCUGCUGGUCUUGGCAAGCGUGGGGGCUGUGUUGGGUUACCGCCGGUGCCAGCACAAGAGUUCUGUGUACAAGCUGAAUAUGGGCCAGCGGCAAGCCCGACACUACCACCAGCAGAUUGAGAUGGAGAAGGUCUAGUCCCUGUCACAAUGGGCUCUCUCAAAGCCACUGGAAGGGACAUUAACUGUGAUGCAUCACACUGACAAACACUGAUAACUCGCAAGAGCACAGGUGGAGCAGGGAUGGUCUGUUUCUCCUCAGGUUUGUGUUCUGUAUACUGAAAAGCAGCUCUGGAAGCACCCAACACAUGUGUCAAUAUCUUCUACCUGUCUGCCCUGGAACUGAUUGCACUAACCCCAGACCUGUGCUUGGGUCCUAACUCCAAUAUAAGGUCCAGCUUCCUUUGUCAAGAUAAUGCCUUUUUUUUUCCUUUUUUAAGAAAAAAAAAAAAAAAUCACUGACUCUGACUCCAUGCCCUGAAAUGUUUGAAAUAGGUUUGAUAAACUGAGUAUUUGAAAGCAAUGUUGUUGAGAACAUAAAUGUUACUUGUGGGAGUGGGACACAGAAGAAUGAUGGGUUAUUUGCUUUUAAAAUUAUGAUGUCCCUAAGAGCAAGUGAACCAGGAGCCAGAAGGCUGUCCACAAACUUGGAGAGUCUGUAUAACUGGUAAAACUGACAUUUUGCUCUGGGGAGCUGAGUAGUGAAGAUACACACCCACCUCCUCUCCCUCCAUUCUGUGGGACAGCCAGCAUUUUUUAAAGACAAGGUGAGCUUUGUAGCAGGAAGGACCAUUUCCUAUAGUGGUCUUUGACUCGUCUGUGCCCAAAACUGACUUGAAAUUUCUGCCAGGACUAACAAAAUUCAGUCCUUAGGUUCCUCUCUCUGAAUUAACCAUUUUGUCGAACUCUAGUAAAACAGAAUGAUUUGGGGAAAAAUGUUUGAAGAAAUCCCAAGACUAGAGUGUCUUGAUAGAGGAGAGGAAUUAAAAGGGAACGCGAAAUGACCUGUCAAUCUAGUUUUUACUUAUGGGGACGAGUCCAGCCCCGCCUUUGAGCAGUCCACUUCCCAGCACCUAGAUCCUUUCAAGGUGGCUCAGAAUCACUCAUGACAGUGGUUCUCAAAGAGCAGUCUCCGGACCACCUACAUCAGCAUCAUCUCCCAACUGGGAGCUAGUUAAAGAGUCAAAUUCUCCAGGCCUACCCCAGACUCAGGAAACAGCACACCUGGGGUGGGGCCCAAUGCUCUUAAAUUGGAGAGCCUUUGUUUUAUACCCUACAUUGUGAACUUUGAGGCCAGUGGAAGCACUGGAAGCAUUGGACAGGUGACACCCAUGGUCUGUCCUGCAUGAAAGUCAGGCUCUGCCACAUGCAUCUAGAGCACUGUUGAAGCUGCCAAAAUGCCACAUCCAGCAGACUCUUGUGUCAACCCAGAAACUAAACAUGACAUAUUUUUCUGAUAUGAAUCAGACAUUAUUUUCUUAUCAAAUAGUUUUCGGUGCUAAAAUUGAUAAAGACAAUGUAUUUCUUCUGAGACACCAGUGUUUUGUGUGGAAUGAGAGAAAUCUGCAUUUUUUAACAAUAUAUAUAAUUGGAAAAUUGGUGAUGUUCUACAAUAAGAAGAAAGGAAUUCCUGCAGCAUGUUUUCUGCCCCGACACCUCUUUGUAGUGCAAGCUUUGGAAAAUGAAUAGGCUAAGUAGCUUGAAGAUAGUACAGCAUAGUCAAAGAUCUUAAUUCCCAUAACUGGGCGAUACAAAGGCCUGCAGCUACCAACUGGAACACCUAUGCAUCGGAUGAGAUCCAGAGCAGUAGGAAUGAAAUGUUUUCUGCAUGUACCAAAGCUUCAGAACAGAACAGAAUAAGAGCCAGACACUGUAAAUAUUUUUAAAUUAGAUUUGAAUCUAUGACAAC